Poecile atricapillus (Black-capped chickadee) is the source of this 3988-nucleotide messenger RNA. It is a transcript of the gene LIME1, whose product is annotated as Lck interacting transmembrane adaptor 1. Lineage: Eukaryota; Metazoa; Chordata; Aves; Passeriformes; Paridae. The coding region runs from base 2139 to 3248 and encodes 369 amino acids. The transcript has 6 exons. Gene Ontology annotation, biological process: B cell receptor signaling pathway; T cell receptor signaling pathway. The record is from RefSeq and is a predicted model, not a curated record.
AGUCACAGCACUGUCAGAGAUGCUCUUGGGGGUGGAUGGACUGGACAGGCAAGAUUCCUGCCCUGCUCUGGGAAGCCUCAGCUGGGUUCAGCUUUGUGAGUUGGGCUCUAAGCUGUGUUAUUCUAUGAUUUGUGCUCUGCAGCUGGGCUUGAAUGGGAAGAAAAGGUGGUGGAGCUUGGCAGUGCUGCUGGGAUCCCAUGGCUGGACUCUGGAGGCUGAGUGGGUGCCAGUUGCUUUCGGGGUGGAUGAAUUCAGUUCAGAGAUGUGUGGCAUUGUGGAAAUUUCGAGUUGUGUUGUGGGGAAUGGGACAGGAGUAUUGCCUGUGUGUGCAGUGCUGACCUCCUGUCUCUGGGUGAGGAGGUUUGAGAAUGUGGUCACUGAAAUGCUGUCUUCUGAAAACCCAAGAUGAUGUAAAAGUAGUGCAUUUGUGGCAAGGAAAACCACUGUGGCAGGUGGCUCUUGAGAAGACACAUCUCCUUAAUACAGCCAUCCUGAAGUUUGGAAUCUGGCUUCCCAUAACAGCAGCUCCGAGCUCUCCGCUGGUCUCCUGCUGUGGCUCAGCUCUGCAGAAAAACCACUCGAGCUGGUUCUUGCCUUAGAAGAGCAUUUUUCUGCCCAAGUGAGUGUUCAGCAACCAGGGAAGGGCGGGAAGAAAGAAAAGUGCUGAAAUGGUGUCAGCCUCGAGCAGAGCAGUGAUGUGGGCUGACAGUUACUCAGCCGAAGGUUUUAAAGUUGUAUUUUCUCAAAAGCCCCUCCAGCAUGUGAGCAGUGAUCAGAACUGCAGCUAGAAGUCUGUAUCCAAGUUUUCAGACAUUUGGGUUUAGAAGUAUGGUUGUCACUUGCUAAAUGAGAAGAUCCCAGAGGUGUUUGACCAUGAAAUCUCAUUACAGAGGUGAGCAAAGUAGGUGAGAUCUCAUGCCUGCUUUUUUGAAAUAGUCUUAAAAUUCACUAAUUGCACCCCGUGGUCCAGGGCAGAUUCAGUGUUGUGACUGACUCUAAACAGAGCUUUCACUUUUUGUAAUUGAAAAGAAAAAAAUCCAUCUACUUCUGCUUCUUGGGUCUUUUUUGAAGCACAACUCCCUGGGGUACCUGAGCAGAGUUUGCUGCAGCUGUGUGCACAGUUGCUGAUGGAAAUCAGCUCAAAAUGUUCCUCUUGGUUUUGUGCAAAUAGGCUUUGAGUAGCUUCGAAGACUUUUUUUUCUUGCCACCCUGCACUGAACCCUGUGUGGUUUUAUCUGGGGAGAUGAAUCAGAGGCCAGGCAGAAUCAUCAUCAGCAGCACUUUGUUUUGCAGUGAAUUUAAUUUUGCUUUCAGGAAGCCCAGAUGAGGAACUUGCACCUUUUUUAGGACUCACAAAUAACUCCCAUGUCCUGGAGUAGCAACCCUUCUGCCUUUAGGGUGCCUGUGCUCAGGGGUCACACAAGGAGGGGAGGUCCCUGCUCAGAGGGUGUGGGUGUUGUCACAGGUACUCAAUGGUGGUGACUGCCCAUCUUCAAAGCCACCUGGGCUGGCAGAGCCAGUGCCUUCCCAAACGCUGCCAGCUGAGUCUCCUGCCCCGGGGAGCAGCCCCAGGACUGGGAGAUCGAUAAAUUUAUUGGCAGGAAAUUCAGGUCUAGGUUUCAGAAGGUCUGGCUGAGGCUUUGCCUUGCAAACCUGCUCAGUCCUACUUGAGCGUCUUCAGUCAGGCACCGAGUUCUGCUCGCAAAUCGGUGAUUUUGGGAGACCCAGCAUGUUGUCCCAAGAGGUGGCUUCUCCCAGAGGCUGCUGAGCCUAAACACUGAGGAGCAUGCCCUGCACAGUUCCACCGGUCAGAAAACCUGGAGCAGCCACUGACCUGCUCUACAGAAAGUGGGCCAGGAGAAUUUCUCUGCAUUCAUUUCUACUCAAGGAAGUCUCUCCUUUCAACCUUCAAAAUUCAGGGAUGGAAAAUCCCCCUGCUGUGGGAUAAGCUGCCCCUUGUGUGCCUGCCUCAGCAUGCUGAAAGCUCCCACCUUGAUUCCAACGCCACACCAGCUCCCGGCUGUCAAACCUCGUUAGAACUUUGUCUGCUCCACUCCAGAGCCUGCUCAGCUCUGCCCUGGCCCUGCAGCCCGUGAUUCCAUCACUCUAAUGAGCUGAGGAGCUCCAGGCUCUGUCUAAUGCACCGGCCCUGUUGCAGAGCUCAGCCCCGCAGUGGUGCUGGCAGCGGCACCCCCAUGGCUGCAGCCAGCGGCGAGGGGACAGCAGGGACCCGGCUCCUGCCAGCUGGCACUGCCCUGGCCCUGCUCGGUGGCCUGGUCUACCUGGGCACCCUGUGUGCUGCCUGUAAACGGAAGGGCAGGAAGAAAGUCGCUCCAGAUGGGGUGAAGCUCGUGGAUGAGGCCCUGCUCUGCCGGACACAGCUGCGGUCACUCAGCAAGUCCGACACGAAGCUGCACGAGCUGUACCGGGUGAAGGUCAGAGAUGAUGUCCAGCGUCCGGCCAGCCUGGAUCUCCCCUGUCCCACAGCCCCUGGAGGUGAAUCCCUGCACAGCUCUGGCCUCCUGCACCGUGAGCUGCCCCAGAUCCCCGUCCCUGAUCCCCCGGCUGCCUCCCCAGCCCCUGACCAGACCUACUCCAAUCUGCUCUUCACCCCGCUGCGGAAACCAGCGCCAGACUCUGUCUAUGAGUGCCUGGCAGUGGGGGGAGAGGAUGCCCCGGUGCCCCCCAUGCCAGCUGGCACCCAGGUGUCCCCUCCACGGGCUGUGCGUGGGGCAGCCGACUAUGCCUGUGUCCAUAAAGUGAAGAAGGUGGUGUCAGUGGAGGUGCAGCCUGGGGCUGUGGCAGGACCCCCUGGAGCACAGCACUGCUGGGAUGGUGCAGGCAGUGCCCCUCAGGCCAAGCUGGAGGAGAUGUACUCGACGGUGUGCAAAGCCACCAAGAAGAAAUCCCAGGUCCCUGCACCAACCCCGAGGGCUGUGAAGGAGGUGGGUUCUGGGUGGCCAGCCCCCCACCAGCAGGAGGGGGCCCCAGCAGCCCCAGGACCCCCUGACCCCUGUUACGAGUCCAUCAAUGACAGAGCAUGGACUGCUCAGGGCCGUGGCCCCGACCCCGACUAUGAGGCUGUGGACAUUAACUGGAAGAAAGCAGCAAAACGGGACAAGCCAGGGAAGCCCUGUGUCCCCGAGAACCUGUACGAGAGCGUGGUGGACAUUUGGGCAGGGGAGCCCCGGAAAGCCUCGGCCCGGACGGCGGCCAAUGGGCUGGAGGUUUAUAUCACCAACCUAUAGCCCCCGGGAGCAGGGCCAGUGCCACAGGGGGGUCCCAGCAGCCUGGACACCAUCGGGUGCCAAAGGGACAGUGCCAGCAGCCCUGUGCCCCCCGGAGCUGCUGUGUCCCUGCACUCUCUCUCUGUAUAGAUUUUCUGUUACUUUUCUAUGAGUGUCCUUGUCCCAUCCCAGCCCAGCUGGUGCCAGCAGGUUGAUGGUGGGGUGUCCCAAGAUGGGCAGUUUGGGGGUGCUGGGUGUUGUGUGGCACCCCAGUGAGACAGGGCUGGCACUGGCACCAAGAUGGGAACAGGGUGAGGACCGGUCAUGUUUUGGGGCAGGGGGUGAUGGGGCUGAAGCCAGCCCCAUGCCUUGGGCUGCAGGAUCAGACCCUCAUUGGGAGGUUUCUGCCAUGACUGAGAGGGUCUCUGUCCUCCUCAUACUGCCUGGGGGAGAGCAGGGCCCCCUCCAGCCCCCAGGAAGCCCUGAGAAGCUUUGCUCCCAUCACAGAACGUCCCUUGUUAUGGGGACAUGGGGUCAGCCCUGUGCCUUCAUGGAAUCAUAGAAUAUCCUGAGUUGGAAAGGACCCACAAGGCUUCAAGGGAUCAUUGAGUUCAUCUGAUCCUGCACAGGACAACACAGAAAUUUCACUGGUGUGGGCUGUGGGCUCUGCUCCAUCCUCCAUUCCCACCCUUUCAGACCCAAGCAAGGGUGUCUCCGUGGGCAGCCCUCUCCCAAACACCAUUAAAAGGCUGAGAGAUGGU